Lactuca sativa (garden lettuce) is the source of this 1563-nucleotide messenger RNA. RefSeq names its product nuclear pore complex protein NUP50B. Gene Ontology annotation, cellular component: nuclear pore. Gene Ontology annotation, biological process: intracellular transport. NCBI's taxonomy places the organism in Eukaryota, Viridiplantae, Streptophyta, Magnoliopsida, Asterales, Asteraceae. The record is from RefSeq and is a predicted model, not a curated record.
UUCAAAAAUAAUAUAUAAAUAGCAUUAGGAGGAAUCGAAAAAGGCUAGGAUGAUUGAUCACCGUGGCAGAACAUUUUGCUCGUCAAUCUAGGGUUCAUAUACCGACCCAAAGGAACGGCGACACAACCGUGAUAACGCAACCUCCCAACACCUCCAAGAGUCAGAGUUUUACAUCAAUCCGGUAGGAAGGAACAUAAAAUCUCACGUGAUGGGGGACACAGACAACUCGAUUCCACCUUCCAAAAAACGAGCAGCCGGACGGGAACUAUCCCGUGAUAACCCCGGUCUUGAUGAUGAAGAAGAAGUUUCCGGACAAGAAAACGCUACUUUCAAAAGAGCAAGUGAAGAAGUCAUCGCAAACCGAAGAAUCGUAAAAGUCCGCCGUAGUCAACCUUCCUCUACCCCUUCCACCAAUCCUUUUGCAGCAAUCCGCCUCGUACCCCCUACGGACCCCACCCCCACUAAUCCCCAAGAACCCGACAAAACAUCCCCCGAUAAUCUCCAAGAACCUGGGAAAACAGCUCCCGAAGAGGUGGAGUCACCAAGUAGUGUGAAUAAGGAAACAGAACCCGAAGGUGCAAGCGAGGUGAGAAAACCCGAACCAACUGAUCCUGAACCCAAAAAAGAUGAAAAGUUAGGAAAUGACAAAAGUACCCCUACUGCACCUGCAUCCGUCAACUCAUUCCAACAGCUUUCUAGUAGCCAAAACGCGUUUACGGGGCUUGUGGGGACGGGGUUUUCGAGUUCAACGUUUUCGUUUGGUUCGAUUCCGAAAACCGACUCCCCGACUUUUCCUUCGUUUGGUUUUGGAACAAAUGGGAACUCGUCUUUGUUCGGGACACCUUCCGGAACAUCUGACAAGCCUUCCGGAAUCAAAAUUCCAACUAUGCAGGAAGUCCAUGUGGAAACCGGUGAAGAAAACGAGAAGGCGGUUUUCACUGCGGAUUCUGUUCUUUUUGAGUUUCUGGAUGGCGGGUGGAAAGAGCGUGGGAAAGGGGAACUUAAAGUCAAUGUUUUGACCACCGGGACGAAAAAAGCAAGACUUGUGAUGAGGGCACGCGGGAAUUAUCGGUUGAUUUUGAACGCAAGUAUUUUUCCCGAUAUGAAGCUCACAAAUAUGGAGAAGAAAGGGAUCACGUUUGCGUGUUUGAACAGUACGGGUGAGGGGCAAAAUGGUCUUUCGACGUUUGCGUUGAAGUUUAAAGAUCCAGCUAUUGUUGAUGAGUUCCGUGAGGUUGUUAACGAACACAAAGGAAACACCGGCGGUGGUGGUGCUGCUGCUGCGGUGCUCAAGACGCCAGAAAAUUCUCCAAAAGCAUCGGAUGAGUAAUAAGGUUAAAAAAAAAAGUAUCAUGUUUUAUGUUUGGAUCUUGUAGGGCAAAAUCAUAUAUGAUAGUAGUGUCUUUAUGUAAAAGCUGUUAUACGGUAUCCAUUUUGUUGUUGUCUUUUGAUAGACAUUUGGGAGAAUGAAUAACUUUAUUUAGGAUUCAGUUGAGGCCAAAGUCUGGAGUCUUAAAUGCUGCUAUUAGAGUUGGGAUGAAUGUGUCUGGUACAUUGUGCAAA